Priapulus caudatus is the source of this 4227-nucleotide messenger RNA. RefSeq lists its product as uncharacterized. The transcript is spliced from 19 exons. NCBI's taxonomy places the organism in Eukaryota, Metazoa, Priapulida, Priapulimorpha, Priapulimorphida, Priapulidae. Gene Ontology annotation, molecular function: protein binding. Gene Ontology annotation, biological process: positive regulation of double-strand break repair. The coding region runs from base 116 to 3475 and encodes 1119 amino acids. The record is from RefSeq and is a predicted model, not a curated record.
GUUCUCUCAACGGUAUUUCGCGCCGAAGCACACCGUUUGUUUACAGUUGUUGCAGAUCGUUAGAUUCGUUACCAUAUGAACAGUAUUAGUGGUCAAGUACCAUCCUGUUGGGGCAAUGGCAAGCGUACCAUCUUUACGGCAGUUUCAGUUGACUGGAUUCAGCAAGGAGGACCGUGUGCACAUUAGAACCCUCAUCAGCUCACUAGGUGGCGCUUGUUUUGAAUGCGAGAGCUUUAAGCCAGUCACGACACAUCUGCUAUGUGCCAGGCCCACCCGCAGCGAAAAAUUUCUUGGCUCAUGCAUUCUGGGCAUUUGGAUUCUUCGCACUCAGUACCUGUACGACUGCAUCGCAAAAGGCACCUGGUUAGACGAAGCACCGUAUGAGUGGAAAGCUGAUGAAAAAUACGAACAGGUGGCACCAGCAUGGCUAUAUGACGCCCCCCAUCGCAGACGCCUGGCUGUUACUAGGCAGAAGCAGACGAUCUUUCACAGUUGGCGGGCUGCCAUCGUUAGUGGAAAUGCAGAGAAAACGGCUGGCUAUAAGCGCCUCUUGGAAAUUGGAGGUGCUGAGGUUAUCGUCGCAGCCUUGCCGAUCGAAGCGCGGCAGCUGUGCGAUGGUGUGACGCACGUGUUCAUUAGUAGCAGCAUGGUGUCGUCGAUGUCGUCGUUGCUGCGCUGCCAGCCAGCGAGAUGUUACCGGCCAGAGUAUAUAGCCGAGUAUGUGCUCAAGGGUGCGCCGGUGGACGUGGCCGCUCUCCGGAUUGCUACGCGCGCGACUUCACGCGACGCGCCUCUUGUCGCGCGCGCGCCACCACGACUCGGCCAGGAGGCGGCGGCGCACGUCGACCCCAAGCUCGGCAAUGUCGUGGUGCUGCUAAAAGACGUGAUGGCAGCGAGAGACGCGUCGCGACCGGGUUCGGCCGGCGAUAAAAGCAGGACUCCUCCGCCACGACCCCUUGCUGAGGCACAACGGAUUGUCAAUCCGCAACGAGAAGCCUCGGCUAAGCCGGCAACGCCAUCUGGCACGUACUUGCUGCAUUGGAAUCCUGCCACCGCACGACGCGAGACGACGCGGUUGCCUUCCCGGCCGCUGGCGGCAGGCAACGGAGGACCCGAGGUGGUUGUGCGGCGCAGGAGGGGGAGACCUCCCCGCGAUCGAGGCGCGCCGACCGCGGGAGGCCAGGACAUCCGUCGGUUUUUCGCGAGCGGGAGUCGACCGCGUUCGGCAGCCGUCACCGGUCAGGACGCGGCGACCAUCUCCGAAUCUGCUAGUCGAGGCAGCGUGCUUGCGUUGUCGCGUGCAUCCGACGAUGGGGCGGGCCACGGCGUUACCACGACGACGGGGAGACGCGCGCGCGCUGGCCGCGUGGUCGCAUGUCCCUGCGAUGCGUCGCCGCGACGACGAGGACGCCCGUCGACCAGCAUUCGGCCGUCCCGUCAGCAACAGCGACCACCGGGUCUGACAGCGUCGCGUGACGCCGGUCCCAGCAUGGCACCGACGACGGCUGCGGGUACAGAUGCAGUCGCGGGAGACGGCGGGGAGAUGUCCCGUCGCGUGCCUGCGGCAACGGAUUCCGCACGUCGGCACGGCGACGCGAACGUUGCAGGGAAGUCUCGAGGCAGGCGUGAGAUCGGUGCGCGCGGCUCGACGGACGCCGCCCAGCGAGGGACUCUGCAAUCGCCGCACGGUCGGGAGCGAGAAUCUCCGCGAGGGAGCCGUGAGGGCGCCACCGUCGCACCGCAAGAGAGCGCCACUGAUCGCCUGUCGCCGAUGCUUGCGAUGUUACAGCGAUAUAGCAGGCUUCAUCAGCAGCAGAACUGCACGCGAUUCAGUCUUGGUCCGCCAGCAAAACCGCUGCUGCCGUACAACUAUCAAGAAGAGUCAAAUGUGCGGAAAGAGGUGGAACCAUAUACACCGGCAAAGGUCGCGAUGGUAGAGUCAUGCUUGGACGAAGAAUGCUGGGCUGCUGCUUCUGAUCUCAUUCUUACAUUCCUGUCAUCGUCUAGUCACCCUCCCUCCAGCCUGCUACGUGUCACGAUGAGACGGAUUUUACAGGAGGCGGGCGACGCCCACUCAUCACUGCGUGCUUACCGCACGCUGCUGCAUGUGCUCGACAUGCAUCCACCCGUCACAGCAACGCUCGUAGACGUCUACACGCAGUCGCUCGCUCCCACCGACACGUCCCCGCCGGAGAGCUGCGGCGAACCUCACUGGAGUUUCAUGUUGUCGGUGGUGAGGGCAUGUGUCGUGCUGUCGGACGGCAUUGUGACGAAGCUGGCCCAUGAGAACAACCUUCGCUUGCUCACAUAUCUCACGCAGCUCCUCGAGACCAACUUUCUAGUCGCUGCCGGCACAAGCGCUCCGAUGUUUGAACGGCUGCUGUGGCGUUCUAGCAGCGAGUCGGGAAGUGUGAACCGGCGCAUACGUGAUCUGCUACAGGUGUAUGCGGAUGCUUGCUCGUGCGCGCGUCACACACGCACGCAGCUAGAAGUGCUACGAUUGAUCGGCAAGCUGGUUGCCAUGGCGGCGGAGUGUUGCAUCAGGACGGACAACGCGCGAGUGCAGCAGCAGCAGCAGCAUCACCAGGCGACGCGGCGCGGCGUCGGCACUCGUGCGAUGCACUUCGCGCGGGAGCUAGUGACCAUGUUACACCAUGCGAUCCCGUCGAGUCAACACACUGUGAUGCAGAGGGCGCUAGCAUCGAUAGAGUGUCUGUGGGUACGUGCAAAUGCAGCAGACAUGUUAGCUGAGCGCUAUAGGAGGCAGCACAAGGGAGGAUUCAAUCAGAAACGGAAAUCGGACUUGACAGAUUCCUCCAGUGUCGAAAGAUGUCCACCACCUGAGCGAGGCGUUGAAACAAGGUUAAUUAUAAAAAGGUCAGCAGAAGGUUUGUGGUGCGCUUCCGACGUCUCCGAAGCCAAGAGGAAAUGCGUUAAUGUCAACAAACGAAACUGGAAAGGUGAGACACCGCUACAGCGCGCCUGUAUGCGCGGUGACGUCGCCGCCGUCGACGAGCUGCUGUCGCGGCCGGAUGUCGACGUGAACGCGCAGGACAACGCCGGCUGGACGGCGCUACACGAGGCCUGUAACCACGGCAACGCGCGCUGCGUCGCGAGGCUGCUCGACUACGCACGCGAUCAUCCAGGGUCGGGCGGAGUGGAUGUGAGUGCGGUCAGCGCGGAGGGUGUCACACCGCUACACGACGCCAUCAUCAACAAUCACCUCUCCAUCACGCGCCUGCUACUCAAGCAUGCAGGUUCGCUACUGGAGCGGUCGGAGAUGGCAGGCAUGGCUCGCUGCCGCGCACUCGCUCGCUCCGAAGAAAUGAGGGCGCUACUCGAUGACUACAUCGUCAACAACGACGACAUCGUCAACUACGACGACGAUGAUGACAAUGUGACGCAGAUGACAAUCGAUGGACGCGCGUCGGAAUCAAGCUGCAUGAAGGACGUCAACUGUAGACGCAUAUCAUAAAUAAGCAAUCUCAUUUCACGCAUGUUGGUGCGACGUUAUAUUGCAUGUUAUCGUACGCGAACGUAAUAACACACAAAACUCCAAACACGUCUGCCGAUUAAUAUUAUUGUGAUUAAUCAGUUCAUCGUUAUUACCUAUGCAUUUAUGCGUUAUUACUUUGCUGGCAUGUACUACAUAUAUCAUUGUUUGCCUAGCAUGUACUGUACUCUCUUACCUAGAUUUUUCUAUCAAUUUAUGUAGUAUGUACUAUACACGCUCAACUAGUCUUAUUUUAUCUUGGUGUUUUUUUUUUUAGUCUUAGUUUUAUAGCUCUUACCUAGGAUGCACUAUACAAACUUAGCUAGCUUGUACCAUCAUUCGAAUAUCCAAUAAUGCGAAAUGGGGGGAGGGAAAUUGUAAAAACCAGUGAUGAGGGAGUCUGGGUGAGCAAUGUAGGCUUAUACUUAUAGCUGGUUCCAGCGAUGCAUUUUGGUGCUUCAGGCAGAAACCUAUGGCUCCUAAUAGUAAUAGGUACUACAUACGGGAUACAAUAAGUACAAUGGAGAUUUGAAAUGCUUAUAAAUAUCCUCUUUGCAGUAUCUUCACUUGUUUUCUUCACGGAUUCUUGUAGGGGGCAACAUGGCCUCGAUGUCGACCCCCUGGACCCACCAGUGUGUACUUUAGGCUCAGUUAUUAUUCAGGGCCGUAGGCUGAGCAAAUUCCUAGGGGGGGUGGCAGUGGCAGAAUCAUGAUUUCAAGGAGGGGGUGAGAAA